This is a messenger RNA of Caenorhabditis sp. 36 PRJEB53466, 13051 nucleotides long. NCBI's taxonomy places the organism in Eukaryota, Metazoa, Nematoda, Chromadorea, Rhabditida, Rhabditidae. The record is from the annotation of a GenBank genome assembly.
AUGGUAACUAUUACAGAACUUUCAAAAAUCAUUUAUUUUUCAGACACCUGUGCUCACAUGUUGUGAAUCUCUUGAAGAUCUGAGUUCAAAAGAGAAGUUUUGCUUGACUGGGUGCGAUUCACAAAUUAGGACGGGACACAGAGUGAGUAGUCAAGACUGAUCUCUCUCAAAUCCACUCCCAAUAUAAUUUUUUUCUUUAUAACAAACAAUUAUCGGCUUAUUGAGAAUCACAAAAGGUCGAAUUUUCAGUCAUAGCGAUCAAGGCCUUGUUGAACCCCCUUGCAAGGGUUCAACUGGUUAUGAUUCAAAACAGUUUCGUAACCCUUAAUAAUCACCCAAUCUAAUUUUAGAAUACGCGCAUCAACAGCUUCGUAUCAAAAAAUGACCUGGAAGCGGUUCCUAUGAAAAACGUCUUUGAUAAAGGUAACGUUUUUGUUGUUUCUUAAAAACUCAAUUUUUGCAGGAUUCGUGUCGGAUGAAUUAAGUACGGUAAAUUCUCCGAACGACGUUAGGUCGAUUGAUUUACAUCCGGAUGUAGAUAAUAACAAGCAGGUUGGCGUUGUUGCCGGAGAGGUAAAAUUAAUUUGGCCAAUCAGUGCUUUGUCCUGAUAACAUACCGCUCGGGUGUCGGUGCCUGCUGUUUUUUGACUACUAGGACCCUCUUUUUGUCUACUAGGAAAAUAUCAAAGUGACUGCUUUUAUUAUCAUAAACAAGACUCUGAACGUGUGCCCGCUGCGCGGUCCGAGCUGACGCUCGGAAGAGGCUUCACCGCUUUUUUGCUUCGCAAAACCGUUCGAAAGGUCACUUGUUCAUUCCUCAAUUUCUCCGUCACAAACAUUUUGUUAGAAAUGAAAAAAGUGGGGACGGACAAACGGGAAAUAAACAAAAAAACAGACGGACAUACCCGUGAAGAGUUAUAUUAAUAAGAAUGAUUUUUUUUAACCUGGGCCCGCUGCGCGGUCCGAGCUGACGCUCGAAAGCGGCUUAGCCGCUUGUUUGAUCCUCAGAGUAGUUUGAAAGUUCACGUGUUCAUUUCUUAAUUUCUCCGUCGCAACCAGGGCUGGGCAAUUGGCCGGCCCUUGACCUGGACGUUUGAACCACUUGCAAUAUUCUGAUCGUAGCCAAACUUUGCAGGCUUCAUGGACAUGGGUUGGAGCAUAUUGGGACCAAGUUUCAGCCCGAUCAGAUCAUCUGGGCCCGAGAUAUGUGGAUCAUUGACCGAAAUUGGCCGGAAGCCCUGGCUUUUUGGAAAAAAUCGGCCAAUGAUCCACAUAUCUCGGGACCCGACGAUCUUAUCAGGCUGAAACUUGGACCCAAUGGCCCUCAAUCCAAGUCCAACAAUCCUGCAAAGUUUGGGUCCGAUCGGAAUAUUGCAAGUGGUUCAAAAGUCUAGGUCAAGGGUCGGCAAAGCCUGUGCCGGCCAAUUGCCCAGCCCUGGUCAAAACUAUUUCCGUUUUACAAAUGAACAUGAGGACGAACACACAGUGAAAUGAACGAACAGACAAAGAGACAAACCCGUGAAGAGUUAUAUUAAUUUUACAAGACUUUUGAAACCGAGGCUCGUUGCGCGGGGCGAGCUAAUGCUCGAAAGCGGCUACGCCCCUUGUUUCUUUCUUAUAACCGUUUGGAAGUUCAUGUGUUCAUUUCUCAAUUUCUCCGUCACAACUAUUUUCGUUUUACAAAUUAACGCGGGGACGGGCAAACGGAGAGAUAAACAAACAAACAAACAAACAGAGGGCCAAACCCGUGAAGAGUUAAAUUAAUAAGAAUGAUUUUUUUUUUUCAUUUCUAAAACGGGAAAAGUUGUUAUGUAGAAAUCAAGAAAUUAACACGUGAUCACGCGUGAACUUUCGAGCUAGUUGAAGAAAAAUAACUAGCCGCGAAGCCGCUUCCGAGCGCCCGCUCAGCGGACCCACGUUGAUGUCUUGUAAAUAAAUAAAGAAAUAAACAAAGGGACAAACCCCGUAAGACUUGUGUUAAUGAGAAUGAUGGUUUGGUAUUAUACCCACACAAUUGUGUUGAGAAUUCAAUUAACAAAAAUUUAUAAUAAUAAUAAUAACUCAUUUAUUCGCUUCGACCACCUAGGAAAAAAUUUACAGGAAAAGAGAGGAGAGAUAGUAUAUGGAUGAGGGAAUAAUGACUAAAAUGACCAUUGACCGGCAAUAGCCAUAGGUCAAGUAGAAUACAAUAUACUAGGGGGAGGGGGGAUCUUUUCUAUGCGCGUCGCAAAAGCCUCAGGAGACAGUCUUUCGGGAAACAAUUUGGCCACUCGGUUCCAUAGGGCAAGAAGGGUAUGCAAGAAAGAGUCAUGGGGUAGGCCUAGGGAGGUUUUAAUAAGAAGAUACGCCGUAUCUGAUACGGGUAACGGGGAGAGACGCCGGGUUUGAGGAACAAAAUUUGGCGGCAAAACGUUGGCCAAUUUUCGGUCAGCUGUUGAGAAAGUUUGAGGGUUUUACCCAUUAGCCGAAAUUCAAUGUCUCAUAAUAUACACCCUAGCUCGGCCUACGGUUGCAGAAUUGGCGAUUUCAGGCGCCUGUUCUGCAACCCUAAUUCGCCCAAAUUCUCUUAAGGCAUUUUCAAGUGAGCAAGAAAAUAAAACAGUUAUGUAGUCGAUUUCCGAAGACUGCCCUGAAUUUGCCACGGUAGCCUACCUGUGCAGAAGGUCGCGGUCCUGUUUUCGACAGCCUUGUAAAUAUUUAAUAAUCGAAAUAAUGAAAGUGUAUUUCAGGCAUUCAAUAAUAGUUUCGAUAACUUCAAUGAUCAAGUGGAAUAUCCUCAAAGUGUUUCUGAUUCUUCAGCGGAACGACCAGAGAAGACUUUUGCAGUGCACAGGAAUAAUCCUCCUGCUAAAAACGAACGACACGGUAACCACUCAGCUUACAAAAAAUGUUUCAGUACUCGAAAUUUUUAGAAACAAUUUUCCAAACGGGUUAGCACCAGAUAAACGCCUAGAUAGAUUCUGUUUAGAUUGCAAAGUCAUCUGAUUAGAUUCAGAACUUGAGAUAUUUUCUGUCGCAACUUGCGCCUCGCAAGUAUAACUUAUUAUUGUUUACAGAUAUGCAUGGCAAAUUCAGAGGAUUCCUGAAAGAUGACAGCGAGUUUUUCGAGAAUGCAGGUUAGUGAGUUGAUUCUAAUACCCCGAAUCAGUGAGACCUGGCGAAACAUUUUUUUUUGGAAAUUUUUUUUCGGCAAGCCUGUUCAAGUCUGUUUUUCAAACGGAAAACCUCUCAAGCAAAUCGUUUGUGAUCUAACUAGGAGAUUUCGUAAUCUAAAUCGAGUUUCUAAUCUAGCUAGAUGAAAAUGGAAUCUAAACUAAAUCUAGCUAGAUUUGACCGAAAGGUUAAUCUAAUUAGAUGAAUUUUGAAUCUAAUAUCAGUGUUUUUGCAAUCUAAUUAGAAAAAUUUUGCUUUGCCAAUCUAAUUAGAAAAAUUUUGCUUUGCCAAUCUAAUUAGAAAAUUUAUCAGUCUAGUUGUAAGAAUUUGCAAUAUAAUCGCAGUAAAUUAGCAAUCUAACUAUUAUAGAGGCACAGGACAGAAAGGGCGCUAUUCGCAAUCUGCCCGAAUUUCUAGGCCGCGAAGUAAUUUUCCACUGAAAAUAAGGCCUAACUUUUCAAACUCGGCCCCGAGGUCGCUCAAUUUGCACUGCAAAAAGAGUUUCUCAACAGAGCGCCAUUUCUGUGCGGUGCCCCUAUAAUAGGUCCGGUUAGAAACGCAAAUUAGCUAGCUAGAUUAGAAACGAUUUGCCAGAGCUCGUGUAAUUCAGUGAAUAACUCAAGUGGCGGUACAACAUAAUAGAACUGCGCAGAAUAGAACCGCGACACAAUAGAACUGUUUGGAGUCGUUUUCUGAAGUAAGAUCGUUUUUGAAGCUUGCUCUCAGGCAAAUCGUUUGUAAUCGAACUAGCUAAUUCUCAUUUCUAACCGGACCUAGUUAGAUUGCUACAGAUUUCUAAAUCUAGCUAGCUGAUUUUGCAAUCUAAACAAUCUAGCUAGGUUUGCCCGAAAUUUUAAUCUAAUUAGAUACGUUUUGAAUCUAAUAUCAGUGUUUCUGCAAUCUAAUUAGCUUCGCCAGUCUAACUAGAAAAUUUAUCAGUCCAGUUAGAAGAAUUUGGAAAAAAAAAAUCGGAAAAAAGUGACAAAAGGUCGGAAAAAAAAUGACAACCGACCUUUUGGCAUUUUUUUCCGACCUUUUGUCAUUUUUUUCCGAUCUUUUGUCAUUUUUUUCCGAUCUUUUGGCAUUUUUUUCCGAUCUUUUGGCAUUCCGACCUUUUGUCUUCCGACCUUUUUGGUUUUCCGACCUUUUGUCACGGACUCGAUUUUUUUCCGCCGCGAAGUAAUUUUUAGUUGUUCUUUUUUCUUUUGAAAAUAUGGUCUAACGUUCUCAUUUUCGUUUGAGCGGUAAAAAACUCGUCCCCGAGAUAAUUGCAGUUUGAACUGCAGGAAGAGUUACUCAACACCUGUCAACAGAGCACAUUUCUAGUAAAAUGCCUCGUAAUUCCUUCUUCAAUGCUUUCAGUGACUCUGCUCGGACCGAACAAAAGUGAGGAACUGUACGAGACAUUAAAAAGCAAGUUUGGAUUCAACAACUUCCGUCACAAACAAAGGAGCUGCAUUUUAUCUACUUUGGUUGGUCAUGAUACAUUUGUUCUCAUGCCCACAGGCGCAGGGAAGAGUUUGUGUUACCAGCUGCCGGCAAUAAUGUUAACUGGUGUGACUAUUGUGGUGUCGCCACUACGAUCACUUAUCGAGGAUCAGAAAACAAAAAUGAAAGAGCUGGGAGUAAGUUUUUUUUAAAAUCAAAAGCCCAAAUAUUAUAGGAGCACCGGACAGAAAUGGCGCUCUGUUGAGAAACUGUUUUUGCAGUGCAAGUUGGAGUCCGUGACAAAAGGUCGGAAAACCAAAAAGGUCGGAAGACAAAAGGUCGGAAAAAAGUGACAAAAGGUCGGAAAAAAAAUGACAAAAGGUCGGAAAAAAGUGACAAAAGGUCGGAAAAAAAUGACAAAAGGUCGGAAAAUAUGCCAAAAGGCCGGAAAAAAUUACAAAAAGCCAGAAAACAGGUAUUUUAGCAGUUUUUCCGACCUUUUGGCAUUUUUUUCCGACCUUUUGGCAUUUUUUUCCGACCUUUUGGCAUUUUUUUCCGACCUUUUGGCAUUUUUUUCCGACCUUUUGGCAUUUUUUUCCGACCUUUUGGCAUUUUUUUCCGACCUUUUGGCAUUUUUUUCCGACCUUUUGGCAUUUUUUUCCGACCUUUUGUCACAUUUUUCCGACCUUUUGUCACUUUUUUCCGACCUUUUGUCACUUUUUUCCGAUCUUUUGUCAUUUUUUCCGACUUUUGUCAUUUUUUCCGACUUUUUGCCACUUUUUUCCGACUUUUUGCCACUUUUUUCCGACUUUUUGCCACUUUUUUCCGACUUUUUGCCACUUUUUUCCGACUUUCCUUCCUUUCCGUCCGGUGCCCCUAUAAUACGAUGAAGUAUAUUAUAGGGGCACCGCACAAAAAUGGCGCUCUGUUGAGAAACUCUUUUUGUAGUGCAAAUUGAGCGACUCGGGGCCGAGUUUGAAAAGUUAGGCCACGUUUUCAUUGGAAAAUUACUUCGCGGCCUAGAAAUUCGGCCAGAUUGCGAACAGCGCGCCCUUUCUGUCCGGUGCCCCAAUAAUAGUUGAGAAAAAAAGUAAUCAAGCAUGUAGUAAGUAGUUCAGUGUUUGUCGGAAAAAUGGGGUACGCACUUUCAUACUCCGCUUACAGAUUUCAUGUGAAGCAUUGACGUCAGAUUUACCACAAUUGACUCAAGAGAGCAUUUAUAGGAGUCUAAGAGAUCGGAAUCCGUCAAUAAAGUUACUGUACGUAACACCUGAAAAGGUAAAAAAAAAAUCUGAAUUUAAUAAAUGAGUAAGAUGUGCAAUAUAUACGGGCAUUGCAUAUCCAUCUUUCUCAGAUUAGUGCUUCCGAUCAAUUGAAUUCCGCUCUGUUGGAUUUGUACAAGCGUGGUUUUUUGGCUCGAUUUGUCAUCGAUGAAGCACAUUGUGUUUCUCAAUGGGGACACGAUUUCCGACCGGACUAUACUAAACUUCAUCAGUUGCGCGACAAAUUUGUAAACCCACAGGUGAGAGUUAAAUUUCAAUUUUCUGUAAUUCGUAAUUGGUGGCUGGCUCGAGUGUUACUUAUGCCGUGUCCAAAAUCAAAAAAAAAAGUUUAAAUGAAAAAGUUUAAAUUUAGUGAGAAUAUUUAAAAAUGUUAAAAUUUCUUGGGUAAAUUUUCAGAAAAUAUCGUAGUUUUAUGGUAUACGGUGACAUUCGUUCAGCUGUUCAGCAUGCAAAAAACGCAAAAAACUCUAGGCAAUAAGGCUGCCAAAUGUACCCAGACUAACAGGUUUUAAAGUUCUCUGGCAUUUCGUUAUUAAUUUAAUCGCAGUCUACUCGAGCUAUACGGCGGCCUAAUAAAAUUGAUAUGACACCUAAUUAGAUUAAUAAAUUGUCUAGCUAGAUUAAUAAAUCUUCUAAUUAGAUUGAUAUGUGCUCAAAUCAAGUUUCACGCCAACCGUCUGCUGGCUAUUAUCUCGAUUGCGCCAAGAAAAAACAGUCGAAUCUAAUUAGGUCGCGUUUAGAUCAGUAACUUUCUAAUUAGAUUAAUACCGAAUUGCCAGAGUUGUUCUAACUGUCUGAAUUACUUCUAUCGGUCAUAUUCGUUCAGUUUCCACUCAAUCGAACCAACUAGGAUACCUGCCAGUGUUGAGCGGAAUUCCGUCUGCCGUCUUCCGUCUUCCAUGGAUUUUUUGUUCCGUAUUCCGUCUGCCGGGAAAAAAGUUGUCUUCCGUCUUCCGUGAGAAAAAUUUUCUUCCGUCUUCCGUUUUCCGUGUUCCGUGUUCCGUAAGAAAAAUUUUCUUCCGUCUGCCGUCUGCCGUCUGCCAGAUUUGAAAAUUCCAUUCUCUGGCAAUUCGAUAUUAAUCUAAUUAGAAAGUUACUGAUCUAAACGCGACCUAAUUAGGUUCGACUGUUUUUUCUUGGCGCAAUCGAGAUUUGAGCCAGCAGACGGUUGGCGUGAAGCUUGAUUUGAGCACAUAUCAAUAUAAUUAGAAGAUUUAUUAAUCUAGCUAGAUAAUUUAUUAAUCUAAUUAUUAUAGGGGCACCGCACAGAAAUGGCGCUCUGUUGAGAAACUCUUUUUGCACUGCAAAUUGAGCGACCUCGGGGCCGAGUUUGAAAAGUUAGGCCACGUUUUCAGUGGAAAACUACUUCGCGGCCUAGAAAUUCGGCCAGAUUGCGAACAGCGCGCCCUUUCUGUCCGGUGCCCCUAUAAUAGGUGUCAUAUCAAUCUUAUUAGGCCGCCGUAUAACUCGAGUAGACUGCGAUUAGAUUAAUAACGAAAUGCCAGAGUUUCCGCUCAACUCUGAUACCUGGUACGAGUCACUGAUGACCAGAUUGCAGGAGUGUCCUUAUGACGCUGCAAUCUAGUCAUUUUUGACUUUACCCGGACUGCAAAAGGCAGCCAGGUUGCUUCAACUGUCUAAAUUACUUCUAUGGGUCAUAUUGGUCGUACAUGUUUAACAGAAAAUACAAUAAAACGAAGCUUGGAUAAACAUUUUUUGAAAAUUUUUAUAUCAUUUUCCACAGGGGGAGGGGGUCUAAUGGUUGCCGCUAGUGCGGAAAUUUCCAUCCCACCGCGAAGUCGGAAAAAUUUUUCGGCGUUUCUCAAACAUCCCGCACCUAUGAGCGUAAGCAGCGUGAGCAGUGCUAUUAUAAAUUAAUUUUUGCAAUUUUUCACUUUUUUGAAACGGGAAAAAACAUGCACUGAAUAACCCCAUUGCAGUCCAAAAAUGUAGUAACAUGUGUCAGUUAGCUUUCUCUUUAAUCAGAUUCCGAUAAUCGCUCUCACUGCAACUGCGACUCCAAAAAUCGUCACCGAUACUCGAAAUAAUCUUAAAAUGACGAAUUCAAAAUUGUUUAUAAGCAGUUUUGUUCGCGAUAACCUGAAGUACGAUCUGAUUCCGAAGGCCGCAAAGUCUUUGAUCAACGUUGUUGAGAAGAUGAAACAGCUUUACCCUGGUAAAUCUGGAAUUGUUUACUGCUUAUCAAGGUGAACAUAGUUUGUACACACAACUACUUGUUCAUGACUAUUUUUUUUAGAAAGGAGUGCGAAACAGUACAGAUGAUGCUGUCAAAAGCAAAUGUAUCCGCAGAAGUUUAUCACGCAGGACUGGCUGAUAGCGUCCGAGUUACUGUUCAGCGAAACUGGCUUGCAAAUAGAGUCGAUGUGAUUUGUGCAACUAUCGCUUUCGGCAUGGGAAUUGACAAACCCGACGUCCGAUUUGUGAUACACUACAGGUCAGUCAGUAUGCGGUUUACUGAUGUCGUGCAGCACGGAACACCCGCCUUCGAACUACUCGGUAAACCUCUGCAACUUCUCAGCAAACAUUGGGGUGAUAGCAGCUUUUGAACAAAGGUUCAGCAACUUUUGAGCAAAGUUUGCCAAUAGCAACUUAUGGGGCUAUUCAGCGUAUGUUUGUUUUCCGUUUUUUUUUCGUUCUUUUACACCGCUGAAUUUGGUUUUCUGACGUAAAAAAACGAAAAAAAAACGGAAAAAAAUUAUUUUUUUUCACAGCCUGAAUAACCCCAUUAUGCGCAUAGCAUCACUGUUGAAUAAAAAGGUUCGACAUUAGAAUCGGAGUUCGCAGCGAGCCAAGGACACGCCUUCCAAAUAGUUUUGGCUACAACUGCCGCACGCUAUUUGGGAGGUGUGUCCUUGGCUAGCUGCCAACUUCGAUUCUAAUGUCAAACCUUUUUUUUUUCAACAGUAGGCGAAUUUGAGCAGAAGUUAGGUAAAAGUUGCUGAAGUUCUGCUGAAAAGUUGCAAAGGUUUACCGAGAAGUGGGCGUAACUUUUGGCAUUUAAUUCCGAGGGUACAACAAUUUUGGGGCACAACAGGGUACAACCUAUUUUGGGGUACAACUUUUUUAAUUUUGGGGUACAACUUCCCCGAUUUUAGGGAAUAAUUUCUGUCAAGUAUUUUGGGGUACAAUAAUUUUAGGGUACAACACUUUUAGGGCACAACUAGCACAUAAUUUCAGGGCACAACUUCUUACAAUUUUGGGGCACAACAACAUGAUUUUAGGGUACAACACUUUUUUUUCUCAUUUUUUUGUAUUUUCUUGCAUUUUACUACAAACCCAUAUUCUUUUUAUAGCAAUAUUUCGCUGAUUUUUUUAUUUCAAUGACUCAUCUCUUGUAAGAGAACCAGUCUUUCGACUCGUGCUUUCUGCGGCAGUUCACACAUUUUGUUUUCAUCAAAUCGUGAGGUUAUUCAAAACCUUUUAUUGCAAAAAAGCAUAUGACAGUAACAAGUUGAGCACAAAUGAACGGAUCUGAAAUAAAGAGUAGUUAAUCUAGGUUUUAAAUAGCUCUAUUAAUAAGGCGGGUUUAUGAGAAUAGGAUCAAGGCUUCCCUUGGGAGCAUAUUUUGUGGUGCACUAAAACCUCUACUGCAAGAAAACAAUAGACAAUAGACUAGAUUAACUACUCUUUAUUUCAGAUCCGUUCAUUUGUGCUCAACUUGUUACUGUCAUAUGCUUUUUUGCAAUAAAAGGUUUUGAAUAACCUCACGAUUUGAUGAAAACAAAAUGUGUGAACUGCCGCAGAAAGCACGAGUCGAAAGACUGGUUCUCUUACAAGAGAUGAGUCAUUGAAAUAAAAAAAAUCAGCGAAAUAUUGAUAUCAAAAGAAUAUGGGUUUGUAGCAGGGCUGGGCAAUUGGCCGGCCCGGGCUUUUCGUUGGCCGACCAUUGACCUGGACUUUUGAACCACUUGCAAUAUUCCGAUCCGACCCAAACUUUGCAGGCUUCUUUGACUUGGAUUGAGGGCCAUUGGGACCAAGUUUCAGCCCGAUCGGAUCGUCAGGUCCCGAGAUAUGUGGAUCAUUGGCCGAUUUUUUCCAAAAAGCCCGGGCUUCCGGCCAAUUUCGGCCAAUGAUCGACAUAUCUCGGGAACGAAUGAUCCGAUCGAGCUGAAACUUGGUCCCAGUAUGCGUCAACCCAUGUCCAAGAAGCCUGCAAAGUUUGGGUCCGAUCGGAAUAUUGCAAGUGGUUCAAAAGUCCAGGUCAAUGGUCGGCCAACGAAAAGCCCGGGCCGGCCAAUUGCCCAGCCCUGGUUUGUAGUAAAAUGCAAGAAAAUACAAAAAAUGAGAAAAAAAGUGUUGUACCCUAAAAUCAUGUUGUUGUGCCCCAAAAUUGUAAGAAGUUGUGCCCUGAAAUUAUGUGCUAGUUGUGCCCUAAAAGUGUUGUACCCUAAAAUUAUUGUACCCUAAAAUACUUGACAGAAAUUAUUCCCUAAAAUCGGGGAAGUUAAUAAUAACACAUUUAUUCUCUUCAGCCACCUAGGAAUAAAAUUACAACAAAAAAGAAAGAAGAGAAAAAAAGAGGGGGAAUGUGGGUGGGGGAAGGAACAAUGGCUUGACAUGACCAUUGGCCGGCAGUAGCCAGAGGUCAGUUAGAAUACAAAAAGCUAGGGGGGAUCUUCUCGAUGCGCGCCGCGAAGGCCUCAGAGGACAGUCUUUCGGGGAAACAACUUGGCCACUCGGUUCCAAAGGGCAAGAUGGGUAUGUAAGAAAGAGUCAUGGGGUAGGCCAAGGGAGGAUAGAAGGUACGGGUGACGGGGGAGACGCCGGGUUUGAGGAACAUGCUUAGGGAGGGAAAUGGUACUUGUGCGAGAUUAUGUUGUGGAAUGUUCUGAGAAUAAGAAGAACCCUUCUGUGGAAUAUCGAUUUUUGAAUUAGAUUGACUGAGACGGUCGCUAUAGGAGGAGAACCGCAUGUUACAUCUUUGGAAGACUCUUCUACUGAAAAAAAUCUAAGGGGAGACUCUAAUUUGCUGGAGAGGGAUGUCGAUGAGGGAUGGAAAAAGUUCACAGCCGUACUCGAGAAUGGGUCUGACGUAAACGUUGAAAAGUUUAAAGUAGAGACUGGGGUUCGAGGAGCGAAAGGCUUUCAGAAUUUGUUUGCAUUUCAAGAGGGCGGUAUUGCUAACUAUUGUGAUAUGCUUAUCGAAUUUGAGCUUGUCGUCUAUCCAGAUGCCGAGGUCCUUAACGGAAUCUUUUGAUUCGAUUUCGAUGCCAUUCAGGAGAUAUCUGGUUUUGGGAUUUUUCUUUCCAAAGUGGAGAACUGCGGAUUUAUUUUCUGCUAGCUUUAGUUGCCAGGUUUCGCACCAUGAUGCGACAAUGUUUGCACUUUCUUGAAGCGUUUUUGGGUUAUCUCUUUUGGGUUAUAAGUUGUACCCCAAAAUUAAAAAAGUUGUACCCCAAAAUAGGUUGUACCCUGUUGUGCCCCAAAAUUGUUGUACCCUCGGAAUUAAAUGCCGUAACUUUUAUCGUGCGAUUUUAAAAGACUACAGUCUUUCUUUCGUACGAUCUCGAGAACUAACAUGCGCGUUGCGCCACAGGCAGUGGCGCUUUAGAACGAAAUUCAAAUUUAAAAAGCAGCAUUCAUUAAUCACGUAUUUGUUUCCCGAUUGUGCUCCGGGAUACUGAUUGAAUAGGUCGGUAGGAAUUCUUUAAGCACGAGAACUUCAAAUUUGGUCGAGUAAAUUUUGAGAUUUAUCCGCUUCAUAAGUUUUUGCUUGAGUGAAAUCAGCAAGGGGCAAUUAAAUAGCAGCGAUUAAUGGACUCAAGUAAAUGGAAUGCGAUUUAAUUAGAGCUCAUUCGAAUCUAACUGAAUUAGAUUAAUCUUUGCAUCUAAUUAGAAAACUUUUGUGUUCAAAUAGAAUAUAAUUAGAUUCCAACAGCAGAAGCUGCUAAUUUUCAAUCUGAUUAGGAAAUAACAGCAUCUUAUUAUGAAAUUUGAUCAAAUUUGACAUCUAGUUAUUAUAGGGGCACCGGACAGAAAGGGCGCGCUGUUCGCAAUCUGGCCGAAUUUCUAGGCCGCGAAGUAAUUUUCCACUGAAAACGUGGCCUAACUUUUCAAGCUCGGCCCCGAUGUCGCUCAAUUUGCACUGCAAAAAGAGUUUCUCAACAGAGCGCCAUUUCUGUGCGGUGCCCCUAUAAUAGAGAUUUUUCGAAUCUAAUUCAAGGAAGUUUCACGCUUACUGUGUCAUUAUUAGACGUGAAGGAGUUCUAAUUAAAUCGCAAUCCAUUUACCAGAGGAAUUUAGGUUCGGCCGGUUUCAGGUGCUUAGUGCCUCUGGUUCUAGUGUGAGAGGCUAUACGCUGCGAGUAUUUCGCAACAGCUUUGUCUCUGAGAAAUGAUGAUAUUUUCAGCUUGCCAAAAUCUAUCGAAGGUUACUAUCAAGAAACCGGACGAGCAGGCCGAGAUGGUCUGCCGUCGUAUUGUCUGAUGCUGUACUCUUAUCAUGAUUCGAUUCGAUUGAGACGAAUGAUUGAAGGUUUGACCACACGUUGAAAAUUAGAAGUAUGCUAAUAGAUCACAGAAGGAAAUGCCACGUCAGGAGUUCGAAAUAUGCACUUGAAUAAUGUUCUACAAAUUGUUGCGUAUUGUGAGAAUGUGUCUGUAUGUAGACGAAAACUUCUUGUCGAAUAUUUCGGCGAGGUACAGUUUUUACUUUUCUGUUAAUUUUUCGAAAAAAAAAAUGUUUUCACAGGUAUAUGACGAACAGUCCUGCAGCACUAGUACGACACCUUGUGACAUAUGUGAAAGGAAACGUAAAAACGAAGAAGUUGUUCGACUGUUUGAUAUGAGCAAUGACGCUCUUAUGAUUAUGCGAAGUCUCCCGAGAAUGAAAAAGGCUACUUUAAAGUGAGAUUCAAUUUGGUUAUUUUAUAAACAACAACACAUUUUAGGUACAUUUCUGAACUGUAUCGAGGUGGCCUUUCAAAAAAGACGAGUGAGCAAGCACUGAAGUUAGGGCACACGAAAUUGGAGUUGUUCGGGAAAGGCCAAGGCAUUACAGACCAGGAUGCCCUUCGCUUUGUCCGAAAGCUUGUUAUCGACGGUUAUAUCCACGAGAAAUUAUAUGCAAAUCCAAAUCAAGCUGCAACUGUCUUAGCUUAUGCGGAACUUACCAACCUCGGUCGGGCUGCUCUCGCAGAGAAAACUACAACAAAGGUACAUUUUUAG